UUUUGAGCGCCGUUCUCCGGACGAGUUGACGCCAAGGUAGUGAGGGUUCCAGUGGCGAGGACGUCGGCGGCCGAGGGAAGAACUUUCUCUGAAAUAUGGACUCUUCCUCCGGUCGUUGAGAGUCGUCGCCACUCGGUGCGGAGACGCCAGAAUUACUUACUUACUUCCGUGGUCGUUUAUUGUUUUUGUACCCCCCCGCGCGGAGAAUGAAGUCAAUUCGCAGGUGUCGGUUAAUUAGCGGCUAACGCUCAUUUCUCGAGAAGUCCUCCAUGGGGGGGGUCUUCUUCUUCUCUUUUUAUUCGUCCUCGAAUGAGACGACUAUGGAGGAGUGUGAAGACAGGUCCACCGAAGUGGACUUGAGGAGCAGCCGCUUCGACUCGGAUUUCGGGAGCGAAUCCAAAGUGGGAGAGGACCAAAAUACAGAGAGUACCGAAGAUGAGUGUGACGAAGACGAGAAGCUGGACCACAUCCUCUACCCACCCUCGACCGCGUCGUCGCUCAGGAAGUCCAGCCACCCCGAGCUGCCGCCACGCUUCAAGCGCCAACUCAGCGACGACGGCAGGAACAUAAGACGACGCAGUUUGGGCGGCGGUCUGACAGGGAAGUACCUUCUGCUCCCAGCUCACGCCCAGCAAACAUCAUGGCCGCCGCAGUGGUUUCCCGACACCUCCUCUAACCUGGUCCGCAUGCGCGCGCUCAACCUCGGCAAGUCGGACCCGUCCCUCACCUCCAGCCAGAAAGAGCUCAGUCUUCCCCGGAGAGGCAGCCUCCUCACGCCCCGAAGUUUGAGCCCCACUCCCACUAGUCCUUGCAGUCCGUGUAGCCCGCUGCACGCCUUUCACUUCUGGAGCUGUCGGACAAGCAACAGGAAAAGCCUGAUUGGAAGCAGCCAGUCCACAGGUUUACCCCGACCCCACUCGCCACUCUCGUCUUUCACAGGGACGAGUCCACAGGACAGCCCGAGGAACUUCUCCCCGAGUGCCUCCGCUCAUUUCUCCUUUGCACGAAGGUAUUUACUUUUUUUGUCGCGGCUCGCUCGUAAGACGAAUGAUUGUUUUGACGUUGGCGUUUGUGGCGUCAGGAGCGAUGGUCGCCGCUGGUCGCUGGCCUCCCUUCCCUCCUCUGGAUAUGGAACCAACACGCCCAACUCCACCGUCUCUUCAUCCUGUUCAUCACAGGAGAAGCUGCACCAGCUGCCCUUCCAGCCCACGCCGGACGAGCUGCAUUUCCUCUCCAAGCACUUCUGCACCGAGAACAUCUCCGCCGACGAGUGUCGCCGGGCAGCCGGCAUGCGCCCGCGCUCGCGCAGCCUCAGCCCUGGGAGGUCUCCGUCCUGUUACGACCACGAGAUCAUCAUGAUGAAUCACGUCUACAAGGAGCGCUUCCCCAAGGCCACCGCUCAGAUGGAAGAGAAAAUCCAGGAGAUCAUCCGCGGCAACUCUCCCGAGAGCGUUCUGCCGCUGGCCGACGGCGUGCUCGGCUUCGCCCACCACCAGAUCAUCGAGCUGGCACGCGACUGUCUGGAGAAGAGCCGCUUGGGCCUGGUCACGUCCAGCUACUUCUGCGAGCUCACCGACAAGCUGGAGAGGCUCGUGCAGGAAUCCACCGAGCGUUCUGAGAGCGAGGAGGUCAACUUCAUCCGCGAGCUGGCCAAGAAGAUCCUCAUGGUCAUCGCCCGACCGGCCCGACUGCUGGAAUGUCUGGAGUUUGACCCCGAGGAGUUCUACCACCUCCUGGAGGCGGCCGAGGGCCACGCCAAGGAGGGUCAGGGUAUUAAGACUGACAUCCCGCGUUACAUCAUCAGCCAGCUGGGUCUGACCAGAGAUCCUUUGGAAGAGAUGGCUCAGUUGAGCAGCAGUGACAGCGGCAUUGCACAAACUCCAGAAACCGACGACUGCUCCCCAAGUUUGAGCGGCGCCCUGAGGUCCAGACGCAAACCGUGCGAGUUGGACUUUGAGUUGACCAAACUCAUCAGCAACGGCGCCUACGGCGCGGUGUACUUGGUGCGGCACAAGGAGAGCAAGCAGCGUUUCGCCAUGAAGAAGAUCAACAAGCAGAACCUGAUGCUGAGGAACCAGAUCCAGCAGGCGUUUGUGGAGAGGGACAUCCUCACCUUUGCAGAGAACCCCUUCGUGGUCUCUAUGUACUGCUCCUUUGAGACCAGACGGCACCUCUGCAUGGUCAUGGAGUACGUGGAAGGAGGAGACUGCGCCACCCUGCUGAAGAACAUGGGCCCGCUUCCCGUGGACAUGGCCCGGAUGUACUUUGCCGAGACUGUGCUGGCACUGGAGUACCUGCACAACUACGGCGUCGUGCAUCGAGACCUCAAACCAGACAAUUUGCUGGUGACGUCCAUGGGCCACAUUAAGCUGACGGAUUUCGGCCUGUCCAAAGUGGGCCUGAUGAACAUGACCACAAACCUGUACGAAGGGCACAUCGAGAAGGACGCUCGCGAGUUCUCCGACAAGCAGGUGUGCGGCACGCCAGAGUACAUCGCUCCCGAGGUGAUCCUGAGGCAAGGCUACGGCAAGCCGGUGGACUGGUGGGCCAUGGGCAUCAUCCUCUAUGAAUUCCUGGUGGGCUGCGUGCCCUUUUUUGGGGACACGCCCGAGGAGCUCUUUGGGCAGGUCAUCAGCGAUGAGAUCAACUGGCCCGACGGAGAAGAAGCGCCGCCUGGUGAUGCCCAAGAGCUCAUCAGCGUUCUGCUCAGGCAGAAUCCUUUAGAGAGGAUGGGCGCAGGUGGCGCUGCCGAAGUAAAGCAGCAUUCCUUCUUUCACCACCUGGACUGGAACGGCCUCCUCCGGCAGAAGGCCGAGUUCAUCCCCCAGCUGGAGUCCGAGGAUGACACCAGCUACUUUGACACUCGCUCGGAGCGCUACCACCACCUGGAGACGGAGGAGGACGACACCAACGACGAGGACUUCAACGUGGAACUGCGCCAGUUCUCCUCCUGCUCUCACCGCUUCUCCAAGGUGUACAGCAGUCUGGACUUGUCUCGCGGCCACGUCGAGGAGAAAGGCGACGCCCCGGAAGACAAGAAAAGCGAGAGCCCACCCAUGCUGGACACGCUCAGCUGGACGCCCGACUUCACAGACAUGCCAUCACUGCCGGCGGACAGCGAGCCGCUCCCGCAGAGUCCAAGCGCCGGCUUGCUCCCCAAGUUCGCCAUCUCGGCCUCGGAGAACGAAGUAGACGAGUCGUCCGGCAAGACGUCCAUGUCUGUCGGGGAGCUGCCGCGGGACGAGCACGAUGCCACCACGCCAGGGAGCACUCGCAGUGGGGCAACGCUCUCUGGGAGUUUCUCUGAGCAUCUGGACCAGCUGACGCCCCGGGGCGAGGGCGUGCAGAGCCCGGUCGGAGACCAAGGGACGUCUGGGCUCUCUCCCAGACCCAGCGGAGGCGGUGGGCACGAGAAGCCGCAAAUAUCCAAAGUCCCCAAGUCUGUUUCCACCGGCGCACUUUCGCUCAUGAUCCCCUCAGACAUGUUUGGCGCUUCACCGCUGGCCAGCCCGCUGUCCCCUUACUCGCUGUCGUCGGAUCCCUCCUCCUCGCGAGACUCUUCGCCCAGCCGAGACUCGUUCUCCUCCUCGCUUUUGGCGCGGCAGCCGGUCGUCAUCCACGGCAGCGGCAAGAAAUUUGGCUUCACUUUGCGGGCCAUCCGCGUGUACGCCUGCGACAGCGACGUCUACACCGUCUACCACAUGGUCUGGAACGUGGAAGACGGCGGCCCCGCGCAGAAAGCCGGACUCAAAGCCGGCGACCUCAUCACUCACGUCAACGGCGAGGCGGUCCACGGGCUCGUCCACACCGAGGUGGUGGAGCUUCUAGUUAAGAGCGGAAGGAAGGUGUCAAUCACCACCACCCCUUUCGAAAACACGUCCAUCAAGAGAGGCCCCGCCAGGAGGAACAGCUACAGGAGCAAGAUGGUGCGAUGUGCCAAGAAGGCCAAAAAGGAGAAGACACCGGAAAGGCGGCGUUCCCUCUUCCGGCGUUUUGCCAUGCAGCCGUCGCCUCUGCUUCACACCAGUCGCAGCUUCACGUCGCUCAACCAUUCGCUGUCGUCGGGUGAGAGUCUGCCCGGCUCGCCCACGCAUAGCCUCUCGCCCCGCUCGCCCACCGGCGCUUUACGCCCACCUCCUGACUUCACCCUCUCAGGUGGCAACUCUUCCCAAAGCAGCUCACCCAGCUCCAGCACGCCAAACUCCCCCGCGGGUUCAACUCACAUCCGGCCCAGCACCUUGCACGGCCUGGGUCCCAAGCUACCGGGCCAGCGGCUCCGUCAGGGGCGGCGUAAGUCCGCAGGGAGCAUUCCUCUCUCCCCUUUGGCGCGCACACCCUCGCCGACCCCGCAGCCCGCCUCCCCUCAGCGCUCGCCCUCGCCGCUGCUCAGCGGACACUCUGUGGCCAUUUCCAAAAGCGCCCAGGCCUUCCCCACCAAGAUCCACUCGCCACCCACCAUCAUCCGCCACAUUGUGCGGCCUAAAAGCGCCGAGCCGCCGCGCUCCCCGCUCCUGAAACGGGUGCAGUCCGAGGAGAAGCUGUCGCCCUCCUACGUGGCCGACAAGAAGCACCUGUGUGCCCGCAAGCAAAGCCUGGAGGUGACGCAGGAGGAGGCUCAGGAUCAGGAGGACGAAGACACCGGCGAGGGCAACGCCACGGACGGGAGUGCCUGCGAGGUGGCGAUAACGGCCGUCCCCCGAGUUCGGCCCGUCGAGCAGGGCUGCUUGAAAAGGCCGGCGGGCCGCAGGGAACGGCAGGAGUCGCUGGACGAACUCGACAAAACCGGCACCAAGCGGGAAUCCGAUCCAUCAGGCGGCGAUGACUUCCUUUCCCGUCCGCAAAGCAAAACCGAAACGGCCAGCGUGGCCCUGAAAGACGUCCUGUACAAAAAACUCAGCCGCGCGUCGGACGUGGUCAGCGACUCGGCUGCGAGCGACGGAGAUCGCUCGCAUCCUCGAGCGCCCAAAGACAAAAUGGAGAGGUCGGAGCUCAAGGCUUCCAGCAUGGACUUCACCAGGAAGCGGCUCUCCUUCGAAGAGCGAGACGACUUUGUGUGUCGACUUUCCCCCACCGUCCAUGACAACUUCCAUUUCGGUGCCACCCGCUCCAAAAGUCUCCAGCUGGACACGGCCGUGGCUGCUCACGAGCACAUGAAGGCCGGACUGGGCGGUGAAGGGCCGAUGGGCCCUAAGAUGUUUUCGGGACGAGGGGAGAGCGCCGUGGAGAAACUGCAGCUCAUUUCGUCAGGCGAGUGCCCUCUGAGGAAGACGUCGUCGGACUACAAACUGGAGGGCCGGCACGUGUCCCCUCUCAAGCCUCUGGAGGGCACCCUGGAUAUCGGCCUCCUCUCGGGGCCCAGAAUCUCCAAAACGGACACGUGUCUCUCCAAAAUGGCAGAGAGCAAAUUUGCCGUCCCUCCCCAGUGGCUCCAGAAUGUGGCGGAACGACAGCUGAAAGCUCCCGACAAGCCCAAAAGUCCUUUAGCGUGCCCCACGAGUCCCGACACCGCCGCUUCCCCGACUCCGUUUCCCAAGGAGCACUCGAUCGGAGAGAAAACAAAGAGCCGACAUGAUGGUGACAGCCCCAAGCAGGAGAGCAGAACCUGCCUGAAGGUGGCCGCUUCCCGUCACAGCUCGCACUUCUCCUGCGGGAAGACACCUUCCAUUCGGGAAGUCAGCAACGAAGACCAGGAUGACGAAACGGAUCAGCCGCAAGUCGACGGGAGGAUUUCCCCUGUGGGAGCAGAUGCUUGUUCUCCUGCGAGGUUGGGUCUGGACAAAGAAAGCAUACCCAGUGACAAUUCCAGUUCCGGCCCAAAUGUUGCUUCAUCUAAGCUCGUCAGAACCUCUUCCGGUCAGACCUUUCCCGUUCACUGUGACGGGUCCACCUCGAAAAAGAUUAGUGAUCCAAGAGUGGAACUGGGUGGUGUACAAGCCGUGUCCGUGUUUAGUUUAGGCGCCAUGUCAGUGGGUGUCACACCAAUGCCCAAGAAAGAGCAUCUGCCAUCAGACGAUUCCAAGGCCGAAGGUUCUUCCAAGCUGUUGGAAGAACAGGUCUCGAGGAUUCCAGACAUUUGCACCUCGAAUCAGCAGGAAGGCGGCGAUGCCACGGCAGGUCCUAGUGAAACCACUUUGGUCCACAAAACUAGGUCAAGCCCCCAAUCCACCCCGGUCCUCGAUCCAAAACAUUCAUUUCGAGAAGCCCCUCCUGUUUCUCACGUAGCCCUCGAGUCCAAAUGCAGGGAGCCUACAUUCCUCUUUGGUGAGGAAUCAACGCAGCCCAGCGACGCCAAGCCGCCGGAACCGAAAUGUCCAGUAGCAGCCUCCCGUCCGGCGGUCAAAGAAAGCACAAACUCAAAGGGGAAACUUCUGAAGAGCAUCCCCAUGGGGGCGCCACACAAGCCAUCCGUGGUGCCGCCCAAGCUCAAAGAUCCCUCGCCCAAAAAGCAGCCCGUUAAGGAGCAUCACGACUCAAAGCCAAAACACCCCGAAGCCAAGGCGAGCGGCGACGCCUCGGAACCCCCCGACAAAACGUUGCCUCCCGACAAGGCGGCCAAGAAGAAACCGGCCCGCCGGGAAACCACAAAUGAGACCCGUGCAGGGGCACGGACAAAGACACAGCUCGAGGGAAGGCGUCGUGUGUGACUUCCUGUCACGACAAAGUACCAUUGGUGCGUUUUCAUCAACAUUUUGUUUUUAAACGAAGGACCGGACAAGCUGUUACGCCGGAGCCCGGCCAAUCGUGAGACGCCUCGCCGGUCAGGUGCCAUAAAAAGCUUGUUUGUUGUUUUAAUGCAGUACAGCCUCCGUCGCGUUGCUUGGCGUCCACCAACGGUGAAAGUCGUCCUCACAUUCCUUUCUGUGUGGUUUGGAUUGGUCGCUUCAUUUCGGAGUUUUGCGUUCACCGCCGAUGGCUUUCUCGUCUGGAAACUGAGGCGAGAGUGAGUGCGUGAUAAUGUAGCAUCUUGCGAAUACAACGGAUUAAGAAUGUGGUCGGUGUCUAACGUACUGGAUGGGCAUCGUGUUUUUUGGCGAGGGACGAUCCACUGCACUGGUGGCGCCCGACUGGUUGUCCCAAUUGGUUAAAAAAGAUGUAACGUUACCUCGAGUUAGGAGGAUUCAUGUCAUUUGCGCAUUUUGAGGCCUUAGAAAAAAUAAGCACGAGUCAAUAGCCGUUUGGGAUUGAUUUUUGGGGGGGGGGGCAUUUUAUCAUAGGAAGAAACAAACGCACCUUAAUUGCUCACAGCUCGGGCGUCAUGAAUGACGAGAGAAAAAAAACGUCGUUUGUCUUGAACAGAGCCAUUAAAGCAUCCAGUCGAAAGCACAUUGAUGUUUGUUUACUCGCCUUCGCCGCUGUCUCUAUUUUUUUAUCGUGCUCAUUUGCCAAAAUGUUUGUUGUGUGUCUGUCACCCACGUGGAGGGAAAAAAAAAAAAAAAAAAAAGUCGUCUCGAAGCGGUCCGCCCGUCCUGUCUCCACUGUGCCGUUGUUAUUUCCACUGUGUAAACACUAGCGUUAGCCACGUUUGCUUCCUCCCACUUGCUUUUUUGUCUUUUAGAAGAUGUGCAAUAAAAAGUUGUUAUUGAGUUUUUGUAUUUUGCCCGAGGAGAAACGCUCUAUGGAUGUCAUAGAUGUUGUAUAUUUAAAAAAAAAAAGAAAACAGAUAUUUAUAUACUUCUAAUGUUGCGUCAUAACGAGAAUAAAACUGAAUCAGAUGA
Messenger RNA from Syngnathus typhle (broad-nosed pipefish), 7715 nucleotides. RefSeq names its product microtubule associated serine/threonine kinase family member 4 (gene mast4). The transcript has 29 exons. Bases 270 to 6644 code for a protein of 2124 amino acids. Gene Ontology annotation, molecular function: magnesium ion binding; protein serine/threonine kinase activity; ATP binding. Lineage: Eukaryota; Metazoa; Chordata; Actinopteri; Syngnathiformes; Syngnathidae. Gene Ontology annotation, biological process: peptidyl-serine phosphorylation; intracellular signal transduction. The record is from RefSeq and is a predicted model, not a curated record.